Molecule: messenger RNA, 2166 nt
Organism: Polypterus senegalus (gray bichir)
Lineage: Eukaryota; Metazoa; Chordata; Cladistia; Polypteriformes; Polypteridae
Gene: msl1a
Product: MSL complex subunit 1a
Exons: 9
Coding region: 432-2138 (568 amino acids)
Cellular component (GO): MSL complex
Source: RefSeq, a predicted model, not a curated record
AGGCGCAUUGCGCAAGUGGCGCGCGGCAGUGGCGGCUGCUGGAGGUGAGAGCCAGAGACAUGGCGGGGGAGGGGAGAGCAAAGCGAAUGGCACCAGCAAACCUGAACGACGGGAACUGAAAAGAAAGCGAGCAGCAAACAACAACAAAAGCAGCAGCAGUAGCACGCAUCGUCCUGACUUAGUCAGCGGGGCACUCGUGCACCCCCCCCGCACAACACGGGAAGGGGGGGAGGAUGGUCAAGACGCCAGCAGGCAUCAAAACGACGUGCUGGCUCGCUCUUGUUCUUUGCUGUAUAUCUAAAAUGGAGGAGCACGAAGGAAACAAGCUAUCCAAACAAUCUGUCAUCUUGUGAGGACAAGGCCAUAACCCCUGACAGUCUGUUCAUCUGAUGUGGCAGGGGUUUUCGCUUUUAUUUCAAUUUGUUUGAACCAUGAAUAUGCGGUCAACUGUUUUCAAACCAGCAACCCUAAAGCUGGAGAGAGAUUUGAAUCCUGAAAAGGUGGAUCUGGAAAAGUCUCAAAGUUCCGCUUCUGGCACCCACAGCAAGGGACCUGACCUCGGACGGGCAGAGGUUCACGACGGAAAUCAUUUGCCCACCGUGCUGAUAAAUAUCAACAACAAGAACCGAAAACUGAAAGAGAACCUCCAUAUUCAUCAUGCCGUCAGCAAGGGUGCUCGCACACCAGGGCCUGCUGGUCAGAACAAAACGCAGGGUGCCUGUCUGGGACAGGAAGAGAACUGGAUGAGUUUAGAGGCCCUCACUGCUCCAAAUAAGCCAGUAGGGACUGAUAGCAACCUUAUUAAAAACAAGCCCUUAUUUAUGUCCGGGCAGACUGAUAGCAUGAGCAAGACUGCAUCUCCGGUGAACACUAAUCGGAACACUCGGGAGCUGGCCUCUGAGAGCACAGACAGAAAUGCAGGUGCAGUUGGGGGACCCCUUAGCGUUGUUGCUUUGGAGGUGAACUUGGAAGGGAAGUGGCAGAAUUUGAAGAAAAACACCAGCCACAGCCCUACACAAGCAAAUUGCCUAAGACAGAUCUUGCUUCUGCAACUGGAUUUGAUUGAGCAACAGCAGCAACAGCUGCAGGCAAAAGACAAAGAGAUUGAAGAGUUAAAAAACGAAAAAGAAACGCUCCUGGCACGGAUUGAACGCAUGGAGCGGCGAGUGCAGCUGGUCAAAAAGGACACGACAAAAGAGAAGCAGAAGAACGUCCUCGCAGAGUGUGAAGAGCAUGAGGCAUUUCCCGAACCAGAGAACAGUGAGAGGGAGGAUGUUGCCGAUGAGGAGACAGACUGUCGUCCACUUGACUCUCUGAGGGCCUUGCAUUUUUCUCGUGUAGAAAAGGGUCACAAAAGAAAAUACUCUUUCUGGAGCCCCAAGACCCAGAUGAAAAAAUUGUCGGGAGAAUUCUCAAAAGCACGGCGAAAGACACCCAAGCUCUCUCUCAACAACAAUGAUAUGGAAGCUGGUCAUUCGCUUACCCAACGGGAACUUCGCAGCAAGGAAGCCAUAGAAAAAGUGGGUGACUUGCAGGGAGACAAUUCUCCAAGCAAGGGAUUUUUUUUAAGCCUCCAGCCUAAGGCAGAACCUUUGUCAUCUUCUUUUGAGAUGGAGGACCUGCCUUACAUGUCCACCAAAGAGAUGUACCUCUGCCGCUGGCACCAGCCUCCUCCGUUUCCACUUCAUGAGACUUCUCCCAAGAAAGAGGAGACCGUGGCUAUUCCUUCAUGGAGAGAACAUUUUAUGGAACCUCUGGAAGAAGCCACAGAUGUUGUAGAGAACUUAGAUGAUGGUGUGUUCUUGAAGCGGCAUGCCAAACUGGAGCUAGAUGAGAAGAGGAGAAAAAGGUGGGAUAUCCAGAGAAUUAGAGAGCAGAGAAUGUUCCAGCGACUCCAGCAGCGCAUGUACAAAAAGAAAGGCAUUCAGGAGUCUGAACCUGGGUUGUCAUCCUUCUACCCAGAUGCAGAAGAUGUGGAGAGUCUCAUGAUCACUCCAACCCUGCCAGUUGUUGCAUUUGGUCGCCCACUGCCAAAACUUGUUCAGCAAAAUUUUGAGCUUCCUUGGCUGGAUGAAAGAAGUCGAUGCAGAAUUGAAAUGCAGAAGAAGCAAACGCCACAUCGGACCUGUCGGAAAUAAACACUUUUCUCUGGGCCUCCCAAAUUCA